This is a messenger RNA of Alexandromys fortis (reed vole), 1723 nucleotides long. RefSeq names its product putative RNA-binding protein Luc7-like 2. Gene Ontology annotation, molecular function: mRNA binding. Gene Ontology annotation, biological process: mRNA splice site recognition. NCBI's taxonomy places the organism in Eukaryota, Metazoa, Chordata, Mammalia, Rodentia, Cricetidae. Gene Ontology annotation, cellular component: U2-type prespliceosome; U1 snRNP. The record is from RefSeq and is a predicted model, not a curated record.
AAGAAUGGAUCUUGGAGAAUGCCUGAAAGUCCAUGACCUGGCUCUAAGAGCAGAUUAUGAAAUUGCAUCCAAAGAACAGGACUUUUUCUUUGAACUUGAUGCCAUGGAUCAUCUGCAGUCCUUCAAUGCAGAUUGGGAUCGAAGAACUGAAGUGUCUAAGAAAAGAUUAGCAGAAACACAAGAAGAGAUAAGUGCUGAAGUGGCAGCAAAGGCUGAACGUGUUCAUGAGUUAAAUGAAGAAAUAGGUAAAUUGUUGGCCAAAGUGGAACAACUAGGAGCUGAAGGAAAUGUGGAAGAAUCUCAGAAAGUCAUGGAUGAAGUGGAGAAAGCACGAGCAAAGAAAAGAGAAGCAGAGGAAGUUUAUCGGAAUUCUAAGCCAGCUUCCAGUUUCCAGCAGCAGAAACUUCGAGUCUGUGAAGUUUGUUCCGCAUAUUUAGGUCUUCAUGAUAAUGACAGGCGACUUGCUGAUCAUUUUGGGGGUAAACUGCACCUGGGAUUUAUUGAAAUAAGAGAGAAACUCGAAGAAUUAAAGAGAGUUGUAGCUGAGAAGCAGGAGAAUAGAAACCAGGAACGUCUGAAACGAAGAGAAGAGGGAGAGAGAGAAGAAUGGGAAAAACUGAGGAGAUCUAGAUCUAGAGAGCAUCGUAGACACCGAUCUCGCUCCAUGUCACGACGCAAGAGGAGGACUCAAUCCAAGUCUCGAGAGAAACGACAUCGCCACAGGUCCCGUUCCAGUAGCCGCAGCCGCAGCCACCAGAGAAGUCGGCACAGUUCUAGAGAUAGGAGCAGAGAGCGAUCCAAGAGGAGUUCUGGUCUCCGCUAUAAUUCCCACAGAUCCUCAAAAGAAAGAUUCAGAGACCAAGACUUAGCAUCACGUGACAGAGACAGAUCACCUCGUGACCGAGAUCGAAAAGAUAAGCGGUCCUUUGAGAGUGCUAAUGGCAGGUCAGAAGACAGGAGGAGCUCUGAAGAGCGGGAAGCCGGGGAGAUCUAAUUAGCCGUGUAUACAUCUUCAAUCCUUAAGCUUCCUAUGGAGUUAACGUGCUAUUAUUUAGUUCACAGCCAUUGGGGUGACAGUUCUAGAUGCUGAUCCAGGCUAGAUAUGAACCUAUUUUCCUUGAUAAAGCCUAAAACUACAUCCAUAGUUUCUGGUGAACCUGUAAUACCAUUCUGAACGUACAGUUUUACAUAAUAAGACGCUGAUCUCUAUUCUUUCAAGUAGGAGUGAUAGUGUAUGAAUUGUGUUAAUGCCUUACAAUUUUUGAACAUCUGUAAAAUUCUGUCUUCCUUUCUAUUCCAAACAGCAGCAGCUUUGGGAAUUUUUCUUUAUAAUUCUUCUUCCUUUGACUUUUGUAUCUCCUAAUACCUGUGUCUCCAACUGUAAGAGAAAAGGGGGAAGGGAAGCAAUAUAACUUCUGUUCUAAGGUUCUGUUCACCUCAAUUACUAGUUGAUUAUAGUUGAGCAUUUCUACCGGAUUGUGUGCUGGUGAAACUUACACAGGGCUGUCUUGUUUGGGGCCCUAUUAGAGUUGGAAGUUGAACAGCUGUUGCGUUACUUUUGCUUUUUUAUUGAAAGUUUGUAACCAGACUUGUCUUUAUUUUUUUUUUUUUUUGUUCUAUUAAAACUGCUAUGUUCAGUACAUUGAGGGGGGAUGGGACAGGGACUGUUUCAUAACAAGCACUUGUUUUAUUGUGUGUGUGUGAGUGUGUGGAGUAUAAAUGC